AUGGGAUGUCAACUUCCGGAAAAAAAGGCAUACGACAGGUCCGGGUUCACUAGAAAAUAUUACAAAUAUUUUAUUAUUGCUGGGUGCUGAUCUUCCAGUGGAACCAUGGAUGAGAUUCAGGCUGACCCAUCUUCGACAGAGCUUGUGGAUGGACAGAACGAACAUUCUCAUGUUGACGUAGCAAACACUGACAUAGACGAUGUUUAUCAACACAAUGAGCACAUGCAGAUUAAAACUCCGGACCACGUUGUGUAUGUUAAUGAGAAUCACAGCAUCGUCGACACACUGCAUGGUGAGGCAGCUGAUGUUGAUAAACACUGUGAGGAUAACGAUGUGGACGACUCUGAUGCUGUUGUCACAGAAGUGAGCAUAACUCAGAGCAGUGUAGAGGAUCUCAGUGCUGUAACGACGUCCCACAUGAUGUCUCAAAUCCACGAACAGCACACAUACACUAUUGCUCCUUCCACGAACGAAAGCCUGGAUGAAGGGGAGACAAUCACAAUCAGUCUGGAAGAAGCGACGGAGAUCAUUCUUCAGCAGCAGGGACUUCAGGGAGCCGUUCAGAUCGCCCCAGGGACGUACCAGAUUCUUACUCAACAAGCCAGUCACGAUGGGGAGAACGCAGCAAUGGAUUGUGGGAUUCCACUGCAUGUUGAUGCUGAUCUGGAGAGUUAUGACGCGGACGCUGGUGGCGAGGUGAACCACGUUGGUAACCAUGGUGAUGUGUAUGAGCCACAGAGUCCGGGAGUGGGUAAACACGAACAGGGUUUGUCGGAUCAGUCUCCUGGAGAAGUAGAACACAAUGACGUGCAAGAAUGUGAUGGAGGUGAAGAGAACGGCAAGUCUUUAGAUGAAGGUAUUCAAGGUCAAGGUCAGACUGGUGUGACUUCAGCAGAUGGGGAUGGUAACAAGGACCAACAGGCCGAUGAUAACAAUGAUCAACAGAUACUGCAGAUAGAAGGCUCACAGACAAAACAAGAUAUUGACACAACAGAGAAGACUUCAGCACCACCAAAAGAGAGGAAACCCGAUUUGAGUAGUCCCAUUACAGUCGGUGAUCGCACAGAGAUUAUAAUCAAUGGCAAGAAGUGUGUGUUGAUGUUAAACCCGGAGACCAACGAGAUGUGUGCCUACCCUCUGCUACCACCUGAAGGUAAACGAAAAAGAGGUCGCCCUAAAAAACAACCAUCAGAUCCUAGCACACAAGAGCAGCAAAAAGUGAAACCUAUUGGUUCCCAGUUACCCAAGGGAGGUAAGCGCUGUGACCACACGACAAGCAGUGCUGCGGAGGGUCUCUUGGAGCUGUCCAACACAGGUCCUGAUGGUGUGAGGCGAAGUGGGCGAAUGCGUAUGAAGAAUAAGGUGUUAGAAGAUUAUGAUGUGCUUGUUCCGUCUGACGGGGAACCGGAUAACAGUCCGGAUGAAGAUAACCCGGAUCUCGACCCAGAUGUGACACUUUCCGGGAUCAAACGUAGAAAGGUUGUCAAGGAAACUACAUUUUCACCUUUUGGCAUUGGAGUGGUGAAGCGAGGGCGGGGUCGUCCGCGUCGUUACCCACCUCCUAUCCAAACCACGACAACAUCGAUUCCCGCCGUCAUCAUUCCCACUGCAAAUGGACAGACAUUGAUGAUGGCAAACAUACAGGGGCUGCAGAGUUUACAAGCUUUCCAACAGCAGGUGAAAUCUCUGCCUCACAUUGUGCCAAAAGUUCCCGAGGUGAUUGACGUGAAACCCAACAUCUCAGAUCUGAUUCCUGAAAACCCUCCACUCACAAUCGAUACAGCCAACAGCUCUAUUUUGGACAACAGCAGUAUGUUGGUACCGGCCAGUCUGCAGAGUGACGUCGUUGACACUGAUGUGGAUGCUGCAGAGGCUGUCGAAGCUCUGGAGAAGGCUGAAGGUGGCUGUGAAGAUGUAGAGGAACUGUCGAACCAGGCGACCAUCAUCCAGAUCCCAGAGAACAUGCUGUCCAUGUUAACCAAGAAGGACCCUGUCAAAAUAGGAAUCAAGGCAUCGGAGGGUGACCUGGAGCGUUUGAAGUGUGCACAGUGUGGUUACCAGGCGUGUUUUCCCCACCAGUACCAGGAGCACCUGGCUACCCACAUGGACCAAGUGAUCAAGUGCAAGUGCUGCACGUUCCUCAGCUUCGAGAAACAAGAAAUUGACGAACACUUCAAGGAAUCUCACCCUCGCUGCUACUGUGAUGUGUGCGGCUUCCAGGCAGAACACAGCUACGUGAUGAAGAGACACAUGAUGAGACACAGUGUGGUCGGCUGUACCUGCGAGAUGUGUGGACGAGUUUACAAGGACCAGUACAUACUGAAGAUGCACAUCAAGAUGGUUCACAUGCCGGCAGAAAUCCUGUUUGAGUGCACCAUCUGCUCCAAGAAAUUCACACGCAAAGCUCAUCUGAAACGUCACUUACGAAUUCAUGAACCAGAAAAACCUUUCAAGUGUCCUCAUUGUGAAUACAGAGGUUGUGAGCGAUCGGAUAUAUCGAAACAUCUCUUAAUCCACGCAGAACCAAAGCAUUCGUGUGAGGUGUGUGGAAAGCAGUUCCGUCACAUAAAGAAUAAAGAACUGCACGUUAAAAGACACAAUGGUCAGAAGGACUACAAGUGUGGAGUGUGCGGUUUCUUCGGCUACACGUUCACCGACAUCAGGAAGCACAUCGAGCGCAAGCACGCGGACCUCAAGAGCUUGGUGUGUGAGAAGUGUGGGUCGGCCUUCAAGUCAGAAGUACUUCUACAGGAGCACCAGAAGCAGACAUGUGAGCUGCUGAUGAUAGAACAGGCUCUAGCGAUCGCCACAUCGACGGGCCGCAUCACUCAGGCCACCAUCCAGAUCCCGUCCGAGCUGACCUUGCAGGAACCACAGCAGAUUGAGGUGGAUGGACAACAGGUGGACAUCACUGUGGAACAGGUCGACAAUCUCGAAGUGGAUGAAUCUAUGACUCUGGGGGAAGAUGAAAUCAUUGCUGGGGAGCACAUGGAAGAUGUGGAGUUGGUGACGCAGUCUUCCCAGGUGCACAUGGAUGGCAGUACGCUGGUCGAGGAGAUCCAGGUGAUUCCCCAGGAUGAGCUGGUGGGCCGGUCAGUCCAGGCAGAAACCAUGAUGACCGCAAUGAGCUGAAAGUGACUGUUGGGUACAGCACGCCCCAUGUGAUAUUACAGCGAUGGCUGAUGGUUGAUCUCACAAAACAACACACAGACAGCAAGCCGAGAAUACUGCAGAAUGUAAAGCUGUACAAGAUAACUACCAUACUACAGAAUAUAAUUAUUGUUGGUAACACCUGUACAAGCUGACAAACAUACUGCAGAAUAUAAUUAUUGUUGGUAACACCUGUACAAGCUGACAAACAUACUGCAGAAUAUAAUUAUUGUUGGUAACAUCUGUACAAGCUGACAAACAUACUGCAGAAUUUAAUUAUUGUUGGUAACAUCUGUACAAGCUGACAAUCAUACUGCAGAAUAUAAUUAUUGUUGGUAACAUUUGUACAAGCUGACUACCAUACUACAGAAUUUAAUUAGUAUUUGUAACAUCUGUACAAGCUGACUACCAUACUGCAGAAUUUAAUUAGUAUUUGUAACAUCUGUACAAGCUGACUACCAUACUGCAGAAUAUAAUUAUUGUUGGUAACAUCUGUACAAGCUGACUACCAUAUUGCAGAAUUUAAUUAGUAUUUGUAACAUCUGUACAAGCUGACUACCAUACUACAGAAUAUAAUUACUGUUGCUAACUUCUGUACAAGCUGACUACCAUACUACAGAAUAUAAUUAUUGUUUGUAACACCUGUACAAGUUGGUAACACCUAUACAAGCUGACUACCAUACUGCAUAAUUGCAUUAUUGUUGGUAACAUCUGUACAAGAUAACUACCAUACUGCAGAAUAUAAUUAUAUUUGGUAACAUCUGUACAAGCUGUGUACUGCAGUAGAAUAUAGUUGUUUGCAACAUCUGUACAAGCUGUGUACUGCAGUAGAAUAUAGUUGUUUGCAACAUCUGUACAAGCUGUGUACUGCAGUAGAAUAUGUUGUAACAUCUGUACAAGCUGUGUACUGCAGUAGAAUAUUGUUGUUUGAAACAUCUGUACAAGCUGUGUACUGCAGUAGAAUAUGUUGUGUGUAACAUCUGUACAAGCUGUGUACUGCAGUAGAAUAUAGUUGUUUGUAACGUCUGUACAAGCUGUGUACUGCAGUAGAAUAUAGUUGUUUGCAACAUCUGUACAAGCUGUGUACUGCAGUAGAAUAUGUUGUGUGUAACAUCUGUACAAGCUGUGUACUGCAGUAGAAUAUAGUUGUUUGUAACAUCUGUACAAGCUGUGUACUGCAGUAGAAUAUAGUUGUUUGUAACAUCUGUACAAGCUGUGUACUGCAGUAGAAUAUAGUUGUUUGUAACAUCUGUACAAGCUGUGUACUGCAGUAGAAUAUGUUGUGUGUAACAUCUGUACAAGCUGUGUACUGCAGUAGAAUAUAGUUGUUUGUAACAUCUGUACAAGCUGUGUACUGCAGUAGAAUAUUGUUGUUUGUAACAUCUGUACAAGCUGUGUACUGCAGUAGAAUAUGUUGUGUGUAACAUCUGUACAAGCUGUGUACUGCAGUAGAAUAUGUUGUGUGUAACAUCUGUACAAGCUGUGUACUGCAGUAGAAUAUAGUUGUUUGCAACAUCUGUACAAGCUGUGUACUGCAGUAGAAUAUAGUUGUUUUUAACACUUCUAUACAAGUUGACUAUGGCCGAAUGAAAUCUGAAGACCCAAGAGAAGUCAGUGAUGUUAAGACUUGCUCAGUACACCGUUGUAGAGUGAAGUGGUUGGUGCUAACACAUCUUGUUUAACAAGAUGUCUCCUGUAAAACUAACAAUUUGCAAGUUUACUCUAGGAUGAAACAUUAGAUUUUUUACAAAUUCUACGAUUGUUUAAACUGUUGUUAAUUUAUUUAACAUGUGUAGCCUAGCUAAGUGGCCAAUUUGUUUGAUUUCAUUUAUAUGAAGACUAUUUUCACAACACAAUGUACGGCAAUUUCGAUAUUUGGUAAUUAACAGUGAAGGAAUGCUACUGUUAGUAUAAUCUGAAGGACAAACCAGUAAUACUUGAUCAGGGCCGUAUCUCUGUAUAACUAAUCAAAUCCAUCAAAUCGUUAUCUAUGUCACAGAACAGGAUUUUAAAACUAGUUUGUGUGAUAUUUGCUAUGUCAUGUUGCAGCAAAACCAUGCUCCCAUUUAUAGCCACUAUCGCCCACCUACGUACAUAUAUAUUACAGAUUUAUGUAGCAUUUUGGAAUGAACUCUUCCUAUAAUCAGAGAUGAAAUUCCUCCUGAUAAUGCUGAAACCUUUCAGAAUUACUUGUACAGUUUUUGUCCUUGUUCUUUUAUUUGACGAAAAGUUCACAGGAAGUGAGAAACCAUCUCCUACAAAUACUUUUUUAAAAUCUCCAAAGAAUUCAAGAUAUUUUCAAUGUCAUUUUUAUCUUAAUAGUUGACUGGGGGGGGGGG
Molecule: messenger RNA, 5489 nt
Organism: Gigantopelta aegis
Lineage: Eukaryota; Metazoa; Mollusca; Gastropoda; Neomphalida; Peltospiridae
Product: myoneurin-like
Exons: 18
Coding region: 106-3132 (1008 amino acids)
Biological process (GO): regulation of transcription by RNA polymerase II
Molecular function (GO): RNA polymerase II cis-regulatory region sequence-specific DNA binding; DNA-binding transcription factor activity
Source: RefSeq, a predicted model, not a curated record